GAUGGUCGAACAGCAAACCGCUACCGCAGCAACGGUCAUAUUGCUCCUUUUUUCGAUACUGUUCGUGCCAUCUAAUGCCAGAAUUACCUUCGAUUUUCCCGAAAAGUUAAAAACGUUAACCUUAAUUCACGGCGAUGAUAACAUUAUGAUGCAAUCUCAAGAAAAUCGUGAACGAUCGCCAAUGGAAACCGAUGCAGAUAACGAGGUGAUUUCGGUUCGAUUGCUUAAUAGAUAUUCAACUCAAUUCACAUCCGCGACCACAGACUUAGAAAAUGUUUCAUACGAGAAUAUUCAAGAUUCUCGAUACACCGAUACGAGCACAAAUAAAGCUGUAUCUACCGUCACAGAACCUGCCCAUGAUACUACAGAUUCAACUACCUUGAAAACAGAACCUGCCCGUGAUACUACAGAUUCAACUACCUUGAAAACAGAAACAACACCUAUCCCCAUUAUCGCACCAAUAAUUCAAGAUUCAUUUGAGCAUGACUGGGAGCACUCUCGAGAAGACAUUCCGGAAUCAUUGGAACCAUCGGUUGAAAGAUUUACAAUGACAAUCAAACCCAUAGCUUCGCGAACAUCCACACAACGACCGCAUUCGUCUACUGCUGUGAUAGCAACAACCAGCACAACACCGACCAUGCCACCCGAAACAAAAAAUGUUGGAGAACGAAAACGUGUUGCGAGGAAGCAUGAUGAUUAUCACCGACCACCCGGAAUCGAUCUGAGGCGAUUGAACAUUGGCAAUUUGGACGGAUUCCGUUUUCAGGAUCUAUUUUCUCACAGAUCUAUUCCCGAAAGCAUAGAACAACCGGCUAUAGAACAUCAUCAGGUGCAACCACAUGCUAGUUUGAAAACCGGUUGCCCAUGUGCUAAACACGGCCGAAAAUUUGUCGAUUACGAUGAAAAUGAAGACGACUAUCCAGACUACGAGCAAUCAACGGACGUUCAAUUUCCCCGAAUGAAGCGACUUCUUGCCGGGCAAAGUCCAAUGCUGGAAGAGAAUCUACCAGCAACGGAUUUGAGCAUCGAGCGAGCCGAACGUAUGCAGGGUGCCCUUGAACGGAUCAUGGGAAUAGUGACGAUCAUAUCGCACGUCGACAACUUCAUCCAGAAGAAAACCAAACAGUCGAUAAGGCGACUGGCGCGUUUGUACGAGAGCAGUGAGGAAUAA
Molecule: messenger RNA, 1171 nt
Organism: Topomyia yanbarensis
Lineage: Eukaryota; Metazoa; Arthropoda; Insecta; Diptera; Culicidae
Exons: 3
Coding region: 2-1171 (389 amino acids)
Source: RefSeq, a predicted model, not a curated record